This is a messenger RNA of Olea europaea var. sylvestris, 1080 nucleotides long. RefSeq lists its product as uncharacterized. Lineage: Eukaryota; Viridiplantae; Streptophyta; Magnoliopsida; Lamiales; Oleaceae. The record is from RefSeq and is a predicted model, not a curated record. Gene Ontology annotation, cellular component: mitochondrial matrix. The transcript is spliced from 3 exons. Bases 127 to 828 code for a protein of 233 amino acids.
GGAAGAAAGCUAAUUCCUCAAAACCCUAAACCUCCAGGAACCUUGAAUUCUUGCUGGUUAAUCGUUAAUCCUAUUCAAUUUUUUUUUUUUUUCGGAAAACUCAUUGAUUUUGCUGUUAUUUUACGAAUGGCUCAUCGUUUCGUCCGAUCAUUACGAGGAACACUGAAUUAUCUUGCCCUGCAACAAUCGAAACCUGUUGGUAAUGUUUUCCAAUCUUCAUCCAGGACUUACGUUGCUGAAAUGCGAAAGUCCGCGUUCGAAGGUAACAUUCUCAGGCUCAUACGCAAUGAAAUCCAGUACGAGCUCGACCGCUCUCCUCCCUUACAGCCUACAUCAGAAUUUCACGCAUUCAAGGUCGAUGAACGGCCAGGAGAGCAGUGGAUUAGAUUAAGCAGGAAAUUUGGAGAGAAUGAAGAGAUCAAAGUCGAAGUAACUAUGUUUGAUGGAUCUCUUCCCAUAAAAAAAACUAGUGACAUUGCUACAGAGGAUGAUGUGCAGCUUCACAUUACUAUCAUCGUUGACAUCUUUAAGGGAGAGGACAAUGAUGUUCUGGAAUUUGUUUGCUCUGCAUGGCCAAACAGCAUUGAGAUUCGCAAUGUCUUUACACGUGGACAUAAUAGAAUAAAGAUUCAGCCCUAUACUGGACCUGGAUUCAAGGAAUUGGAUGAUGAACUGCAGGAUUCACUUUACGACUUCUUAGAGGCGAGAGGUAUAAAUGAUGAGCUUGCUGAAUAUUUGCAUCAAUACAUGAAGAAUAAAGAUAAAACCGAGUAUAUCCGUUGGAUGGAAACUCUCAAAUCUUUUGUUGAGAAGAAUCCAAAGAACUAAUUAAUCUAAUUCUUUGAGACACUGGUUCCCAGGUCAUGAUAGCUCUCACUGCAGAAUUACCAUUCCUGUAAUGUAAGUUCUUUAAUCUUCAUUUUGUGUACCAUUUCAAAGAUUAUUGAAAAGUAGUACGAAUCAUCUAGGAUAAUGUUUAGUCUUCUUGUCUUCCUAACCUGGCAAAUAUUUUGUUGUGUUCUCGUUUUAAACCAUCUAUGUGAUGUAGUUUGACUGGAUCUAAAUCAAUUCUCCUUUUUA